This is a messenger RNA of Hyalella azteca, 1679 nucleotides long. RefSeq lists its product as uncharacterized. NCBI's taxonomy places the organism in Eukaryota, Metazoa, Arthropoda, Malacostraca, Amphipoda, Hyalellidae. Bases 236 to 856 code for a protein of 206 amino acids. The record is from RefSeq and is a predicted model, not a curated record. The transcript is spliced from 5 exons.
CACUGGCGCACACACAUCACACUCUCCUGUUCCUUACAUUGUUUAGGCAUUGUUAACGCAUUAUUUACGGGCGCAACAUGAUUGAUUAUGUAAAUUCCACAUCAGUGACGUGAAGUUUGCACUCACGGACUUCGGUAGCCGCGGCGCAGGAAGGCGUGAGGACGGCCGGUCGCUGCCGUCUGGCCCAGGAAGGAACUCGUCAUGCUCAGUACUGCUUUCGUCGCCAGCUGUAGUCAUGCUUAAGCCAUCCAACGACAACCGCCACUGCAGUUUGGCGGUAGAGACCUUCAUCAAGACGAGCCUGGGCGUCGCGACGCUCGUGGUCGGCGUCCAGAACAUAGAGAGAUGCAACAUCGACCCUCUCAUCCCCAUCAUGCUGAUAGUGAACGGCGUGUGGUACCUGACCAGCGUGGUGCUGGAGCUGGUGCUGAACUGCUGCGUGCUGUGCACCAACAAGCCAGGCUUCGUGCUGCUGCUCUACGCUCAGAAGGCCGUCUUCUCGCUCCUCUUCCUCGCCAUCGUCGUCACGGAUAACGUGUUCGUGUUCACGGCGUGGAGGGAGGGUCCAGACUACUACAACUUGGAGCAGCACAAAGGCUGCGACCAAACCACCUUCGUGCUGUCCAUGGUGCUGGUCAUCCUCGCCGACAUUACCCUGUGUCUGGCGGUGCUGGUGGUGGCCUGCGUCUGUUGCUGCUUCUCUGGGGCGUUACUUUUCGUCACAAGACCGGCACGUGAGGCCAGGAAUAAGGUGCAGCAAGAACCUCCUGACAGUUCAACUCCUCGACUACAUGAAGACUUACCUGCAUCUGUGGACGCUGAAGUCAAAAGUAACAAAGCAGUUCAGAACAAUUAAGCCAAAUGAAAGUUGCACGGGAAUGAAUGUUUUAUUUUGUGAAUAAAGCGGCGAUUGAAGAUUCUUGCGAGCCUACGACGGGUUUGCUUGUUCUUCAGGAUGGGUUGGACUAGAGCGCCCCGCUCACAAAUAAAUUUUGUGGUCUCAAGCUCCGUAUAGUUAUACCUAUCGAAAAGUUCAAUAAUAAUAUCUAUUUAUAAACGGGAAUAAACCUCCAUAGCGAGGUCCAUACCUAAAUAUUGAGGCUCGUGCAUUGGAAAUACAUUUCCCUGCCAUGAACUAUAACUUGCAUUGCAGUCCAUGCGCCACGAGACGUCCAUCUCACAUUUCUUCAUAAAUAAAUUUGAUACAUUAAUAUACAUUACAUUACAUUGAUACAUUAAACAUUAUUAAUAGACGGUGUGCUAUAAAUAUUUGCAGGCUCGAAAUUUCGGCCACCAAUUUCAGCUCAGGCAUUAUAAUACUCUAUAUAAGCGUCAAUGUUACACCUAAUAAUAAUAUAGUUAACAAUAACCAGAACAAUUAAGCUUAAAUGAACUAUAAGAAUUCUGAGCGUCUCGCCCAGUUUGAUUACACCCACAAAACCGAGUCCCACAGCAACUACCAGCAACAUUAUAUGUGAUCAUGUGAAUUAGAUUGUAAAUAAUUUACUUGGUAGUUUGAGUAGUAUAUUUAAUUAAUUUUCCGCUACGAUGAAGUGUUUCAUUCGCACUAAUUCUCAUGAUGGUGCUACUCGCUUCUGUUAUUUGCUGUUCCUUGCUGUGCGUUAGAAGUAAUAGAAAAUUACAUAAUGAUAGAAUUAAUUAUUUUGGAAAAAUGAUAG